Messenger RNA from Tupaia belangeri chinensis (Chinese tree shrew), 2173 nucleotides. It is a transcript of the gene CCKAR, whose product is annotated as cholecystokinin A receptor. Gene Ontology annotation, cellular component: plasma membrane. Gene Ontology annotation, biological process: neuropeptide signaling pathway. Lineage: Eukaryota; Metazoa; Chordata; Mammalia; Scandentia; Tupaiidae. Gene Ontology annotation, molecular function: neuropeptide receptor activity; cholecystokinin receptor activity. Bases 257 to 2173 code for a protein of 638 amino acids. The record is from RefSeq and is a predicted model, not a curated record. The transcript has 9 exons.
GCCUGGAAGGUGGAGCAGGCUCAGUUUGCACGAGCUGCCUUCUCCACAACAGGAGCGCAAACGCUUGCCCAGCUGGACUGAGUGAGCUGAACACAAGUUGCCUUUAGGAAUGGCUAGAAAAGCCCUCACCUGGAAAUCACUCUCUCCCUGCUCCUCCACAGCAGGUUGCAUUUGGGAGGCUCUCAUCAUCAGAGGAAUGAGCCGGGAGUAAGCAACUAACCAGCUCCCAGCACUUGGUGGAAGGCAGCAGGCGAGGAUGGACGUGGUUGACAGCCUUCUUGUGAAUGGAAGCAACAUCACUCUUCCCUGUGAACUCAGGCUCGAGAAUGAGACGUUUUUCUGCUUGGAUCAGCCCAAUCCUUCCAAAGAGUGGCAGCCGGCCGUGCAGAUCUCCCUGUACUCCUUGAUAUUUCUGCUCAGCGUGCUGGGCAACACGCUGGUCAUCACGGUGCUGAUUCGGAACAAGAGGAUGAGGACCGUCACCAACAUCUUCCUGCUCUCGCUGGCCGUCAGCGACCUCAUGCUCUGCCUCUUCUGCAUGCCGUUCAACCUUAUCCCCAACCUGCUCAAGGAUUUCAUCUUCGGGAGUGCCGUCUGCAAGACCACCACCUACUUCAUGGGCACCUCUGUGAGUGUAUCCACCUUUAAUCUGGUGGCCAUAUCUCUGGAGAGAUACGGCGCGAUUUGCAAACCUUUACAGUCCCGGGUCUGGCAAACAAAAUCCCACGCUCUGAAGGUGAUCGCUGCUACCUGGUGCCUCUCCUUCACCAUCAUGACGCCUUACCCCAUUUAUAGCAACCUGGUGCCUUACACCAAAAACAACAACCAGACCGCAAAUAUGUGCCGCUUUCUACUGCCGAAUGAUGUUAUGCAGCAGUCUUGGCACACGUUCCUGUUACUCAUUCUCUUUCUCAUUCCUGGAAUUGUGAUGAUGGUGGCAUAUGGACUAAUCUCUUUGGAACUCUACCAAGGAAUAAAGUUUGAUGCUAGCCAGAAGAAAUCUGUUAAAGAGAGGAAAGCGAGCACGGGCAGCAGCGGCAGGCCGGAGGACAGCGACGGCUGCUACCUGCAGAGGCCGCGCGGGCGGCUGGAGCUGCAGCAGCUGUCGGGCAGGCCGGGCCGCAUCCGCAGCAGCAGCUCGGCGGCCAACCUGGCGGCCAAGAAGCGCGUGGUGCGCAUGCUCAUCGUCAUCGUGGUGCUCUUCUUCCUGUGCUGGAUGCCCAUCUUCAGCGCCAACGCCUGGCGGGCCUACGACCCCGGCUCGGCCGAGCGCCGCCUGUCGGGGACGCCCAUCUCCUUCAUCCUGCUGCUGUCCUACAGCUCGGCCUGCGUCAACCCCAUCAUCUACUCGACGACGGCCGGACCACGGGCGCGUCCCUGUCGCGCUACUCCUACAGCCACGUGGGCUGCGCGCCUGCGCCCUGAGCGCGCUGCAGACCAGCGGGGCCGAGGCGGGAAAGAGGUAAGGCAGACACCGGAAGCGGAAGUGAAGGACCGGGAGGCGCCACUUCCGGGGGAGCUCUGCAGGGCCUGCUUUCCAGCCUUCGCCCGGCGCCUGCAGGGGCGUGCGAGGGUGGCCCCGUGGCCGGGCUUCGAGGUGGUUCAGGUCAUGUCGGGAGUCCUAGGCAGGCCCGGGACAGCGUUUGCAGGAGUCACUCUGCACACGGCACUGCUGAGCAGUGCUCGAAACGGGGCCGUGGACCUUAUUGAGCUAGAAGGUUCUAGAACAUCCCGGAUGGGCUGUCACUCCUUUAAGAGUCAUCGUCUUAAUGCCAAGAAAAUGGGAAGAAUUAAUGCAAGGCAAGUUUGCAGCUGGGCCAAGAAGAAUGAGAGACACACGGAGAAGAUCUGGACCUCACCUGCAGCCUGGAGCCAAGCCCAGCAGAGCCUCGCACAGCUCUGCUGCACCCACCUUGACCAAUGUUCCAGGCUCGGAUGGGCAGCUUCUCUUCCUGUCACCGGCCCUGGCUUGGGAGGCUUUGAGACCUUGGGAAGCAACAGAAGCCUCAAUAAAGGUUCCAACAGCUACUUUCUAGUAGCCACUUUGGACGGCGGUCACAGGUCACAGGAUCAACCAGUAAAGUCACCUUGGAGCCCCUUCAUGGCCAUCUUCCACUUCGCAGACGAGGCGGCAGCCAGCGAGGAGUGUAGCUGGCAGGAGAAGCAGGAGUGA